Nothoprocta perdicaria is the source of this 829-nucleotide messenger RNA. It is a transcript of the gene GABRG3, whose product is annotated as gamma-aminobutyric acid type A receptor gamma3 subunit. Gene Ontology annotation, molecular function: transmitter-gated monoatomic ion channel activity involved in regulation of postsynaptic membrane potential; GABA-gated chloride ion channel activity; GABA-A receptor activity. The record is from RefSeq and is a predicted model, not a curated record. Lineage: Eukaryota; Metazoa; Chordata; Aves; Tinamiformes; Tinamidae. Gene Ontology annotation, biological process: regulation of postsynaptic membrane potential; gamma-aminobutyric acid signaling pathway; nervous system process. Gene Ontology annotation, cellular component: dendrite membrane; postsynapse; neuron projection. The coding region runs from base 59 to 760 and encodes 233 amino acids. The transcript has 5 exons.
AAAAAAUUCAGUUGAGGCUGCUGACCAGAAAUCUUGGAGACUGUAUCAGUUUGACUUCAUGGGUCUUAGAAACACUUCAGAAACUGUGAAGACCUCGGCAGGUGAUUAUAUAGUCAUGACUAUAUACUUUGAUUUAAGUAGAAGAAUGGGAUACUUCACUAUCCAAACAUACAUUCCCUGUAUAUUAACAGUUGUUCUUUCCUGGGUAUCCUUUUGGAUUAAAAAAGAUGCCACUCCAGCAAGAACAGCAUUAGGUAUUACCACAGUCUUGACAAUGACAACUUUGAGCACCAUUGCAAGAAAGUCAUUACCCCGUGUCUCCUAUGUCACCGCUAUGGAUCUGUUUGUCACUGUGUGYUUUCUAUUUGUCUUUGCUGCUCUGAUGGAGUAUGCAACCCUCAACUACUACUCGAGCUGCAGGAAACCAAACUGUGCUAAGAAGAAAAAGUCGCUACCUGAUGUCAGUUUUGGUCAUGUGAUGAAUUAUUCUGUCCUUGAUAUGAGACCACCAACUACAGUCAUCACAUUGAACAAUGCCAUGUAUUGGCAAGAAUUUGAAGAGGCAUGUGUCUACGAAUGCCUAGAUGGGAAAGACUGCCAGAGCUUUUUCUGUUGUUACGAAGAAUGUAAAUCGGGCUCCUGGAGGAGAGGACGAAUUCAUAUAGACAUCUUAGAACUCGACUCUUACUCUAGGGUCUUUUUUCCUACAUCCUUCCUGCUGUUUAACCUGGUCUACUGGGUUGGAUACCUCUAUCUUUAAAUUUUACCUGUAGUGGUGAAGACUACYGUGUUUUCACGCUGCUUAGGGAUGGUGAAAGUGCAGAAAGAG